AUGGACAAAAAAUUCGACUGGAAGAAACCCAUCAAAGCUAACAUAUUCAAACUACGAAUUUUAGGUCUGUGGCCCGACGGAGACGACACCUACAAAGUCAACCUAUACACAGUAUGGGCCACAAUUUGCCUCCUCGUUUUCAAUCUCGGACCCAACAUAUUCCAAACAGCCAACAUAUAUUUCAUCUCGGACGAUUUAGAAGCUGUCAUUUCAAACAUAUUUGUGAUGUUGUCGGAGUUCCUGUCAAUCAUUAAAGCCUACUACGUCGUACAGAACAUGAGGAUUCUCAAAGGACUGAUGGUGACUCUCAACAGUGAUUUGUUUCAACCGAGAAACGCCAAACAAGUCAAAAUGGUCCAACCGAGUAUAAAAUUUUGGAAAACCAACUACAUUUUGUACUGGAGUGUGACCCUAGGGGCUGUUUUUUUCUUAUCGUUUUAUCCCAUUUUGGAUAAGUCUGGUAAAGAACAUCAGCUGCCCUUCAUGGCUUGGUACCCUUUCGAUACUACAGUGUCUCCAGCUUUUGAGAUUACUUAUUUGUAUCAGAUUUUUGGGGUUACUUGCAGUGCAGCCACUGCUUUGUGUGUGGAUUGUUUGAUUGCGGCUUUACAUGUGUGUAUUGGGGCACAGUUUGACAUUUUGUCGGAUAAUGUGCAACAUUUACACGAUGAUUCCGGUGAUUUCGAUCGAAAAUUAAUAGAGUGUGUGAAGCAUCACAAAGAGAUAGUAAGAUUUGCUGAAAAUACUAACACGUUUUCGAAUUGGAUAAUCCUGCAGCAGUUCUUUAUUAGUGCGGUUUCUAUUGGCAUGACCAUGUUUCAGUUGACGAUGGUUACUCCCUUAAGUAGUGAAUUUUUUUCACAAAUAUCCUUCUUGUCGUCAAUAACGACCGAAAUUUUCAUGUUCUGCUGGUACGGGAAUGAAGUGACGAUUAAAAGCAGCAAAGUUCCCUACGCUUUGUUUCAAUCACAGUGGAUUGAUGCACCCUUAGUUGCACAAAAGAAUAUGCAAUUUUUUGUUGCCAGAUGUCAAAAACCGGUACAAAUGUCCGCUUUGAAGUUGUUCUAUCUUUCUCUGGAUACUUUUGUGUCUAUACUUCGAGCUUCUUGGUCAUACUUUGCUCUUUUGAAUCAAGUUAAUCAACGAUAA
This is a messenger RNA of Zophobas morio, 1149 nucleotides long. Its product is annotated as odorant receptor 46a-like. Gene Ontology annotation, biological process: detection of chemical stimulus involved in sensory perception of smell; sensory perception of smell. The coding region runs from base 1 to 1149 and encodes 382 amino acids. Gene Ontology annotation, cellular component: plasma membrane. The transcript is spliced from 5 exons. The record is from RefSeq and is a predicted model, not a curated record. Gene Ontology annotation, molecular function: odorant binding; olfactory receptor activity. Lineage: Eukaryota; Metazoa; Arthropoda; Insecta; Coleoptera; Tenebrionidae.